Branchiostoma belcheri (Belcher's lancelet) is the source of this 687-nucleotide messenger RNA. RefSeq names its product plasminogen-like. Lineage: Eukaryota; Metazoa; Chordata; Leptocardii; Amphioxiformes; Branchiostomatidae. The transcript is spliced from 4 exons. Gene Ontology annotation, molecular function: signaling receptor binding; endopeptidase activity. The record is from RefSeq and is a predicted model, not a curated record.
AUGCCGAACAACAAACAGCUCGACAUCUUCUUGUUUAGCCUGAAAAACUCCGUGGAUAGUGAUGGAUAUUUCUGGUUCGGCCUGAGCGAUGAGCACCGUGAGGAUCCGUCUGGUUCAGAUGAAAAAUCGCGUGAUGAAGCCCCAUGCAACAUGACUGUGCUCGAAACAGUCUGCCCAGGAAAGCCUGACGGGUCUGACUACCGCGGCAACCUCUCCGUGACCGUAACUGGGAAGACCUGCCAGCGAUGGGAUGUCAACGUUCCACAUCGUCACCGUUUCCGACCGGAAGAAUAUCCUGAUGAGUUGGUUGAGAACUACUGCCGCAAUCCAGACAGUGACGGGACCACUCUGUGGUGUUACACAACGGACCCUAGCACACGCUGGGAGUACUGCAGCAACCCGAAAUGCCCUCCAGUCUGCCCAGGUAAGCCUGACGGAUCUGACUACCGCGGCAACCUCUCCGUGACCGUAACUGGGAAGACGUGCCAGAGAUGGGAUGUCAACGUUCCGCAUUGUCACCGUUUCCGACCGGAAGAGUAUCCUGAUGAGUUGGUCGAGAACUACUGCCGCAAUCCAGACAGUGACGGGACCACUCUGUGGUGUUACACAACGGACCCUAGCACACGCUGGGAGUACUGCAGCAACCCGACAUGCCUUAUCUAACUUACUUAAGGCCACAGCACGUAA